Molecule: messenger RNA, 1185 nt
Organism: Arxiozyma heterogenica
Lineage: Eukaryota; Fungi; Ascomycota; Saccharomycetes; Saccharomycetales; Saccharomycetaceae
Gene: SCD6
Product: Scd6p
Exons: 1
Coding region: 1-1185 (394 amino acids)
Biological process (GO): cytoplasmic stress granule assembly; P-body assembly
Cellular component (GO): P-body
Molecular function (GO): mRNA binding
Source: RefSeq, a predicted model, not a curated record
AUGUCUCAAUAUAUUGGGAAGACCAUUUCCUUGAUCUCUGUUACAGAUAAUAGAUAUGUCGGGUUACUAAAAGAAAUUGAUUCAGAAAAGGGUACCGUCACAUUAAGUAAUGUUCGUUGUUUUGGUACGGAAGGUCGUAAGAAUUGGGGACCAGAAGAAAUUUUUCCUAAUCCUACUAUAUAUCAAAGUGUUCAAUUCAAUGGGAAUGAUGUUAAAGAUUUAAGUAUCCUUGAAGUAAGAUUAGAAGAUGUUCAUCCUAUUUUACCACCAACUGCUAAUCAAUUGUCAAUUGUUUCUCCUCCUUCUGCUUCUACCACAAAUGCUACUGCUUCACAACAACAACAACAACAACAAAGUCAAAACCAAAAUUCUGCAAACAACGUGGAACAAACAUCUGGUAGUAAGAAUAUCCCCGCUGCAGUUGCUGGGUAUGGGGUUUAUGCACCAACACAUACUAGUGAAACAGAAGCAACUAUUAACACCACUAGUGCUAGAUUAAAAAGUAAUGAUAAUAAUGUAGUGGAUGAUACACCUCAGGAUAAAAACAUUGAUGUCACUACAGAUUCUGCAAAUGUUAAUUCUGAUGCACCUGCUGCUUCAAUUGAACAUACUUAUAAUGCUCAACAACGUCAACAACGUAAUCAUUACUCCCAUUCUCAUUCUUAUCGUCCAAGAAACCAAAAAAUUGAAAUUCCAAAUAGUGAUUUUGAUUUUGCUUCUAGUAAUGCAAAAUUCCUGAAGGAAAAUCCUACUAUGGCAUUAGAUAAACAAGAAACUAGCCCAGAUAAUAAUGAUAGUGAAUCAACCGUAGAUUCUUCUAAAGAAGAAACCUUCUAUAACAAGAAGUCAUCCUUCUUUGAUACUAUUUCAACAUCUGCUGAGAUUAAUACCAAUAUGAGGUGGCAAGAAGAGAAGGAAUUAAAUAUGGAUACCUUUGGUCAAGUAUCUAUUAGGCCAAGAUUCCAUAGUAAUAGAGGAAGAGGUAGGGGGAAUUACAGAGGAAGAGGUAGAGGAAAUUAUAGAGGAAGAGGUAGAGGUGGUAGUAAUAACAAUAAUAGUAAUUAUAGAGGCGGAUACCACAAUAAUAAUUAUAGAAACAACAAUAAUGGUGGAGGGUUUCAUAACAAUUUUGAUCAAAGUAAUCAAGUGCCAUCUUUUCAAAAUCAACCUUCUGUUGAAUUUUGA